Messenger RNA from Acanthoscelides obtectus, 940 nucleotides. NCBI's taxonomy places the organism in Eukaryota, Metazoa, Arthropoda, Insecta, Coleoptera, Chrysomelidae. The record is from the annotation of a GenBank genome assembly.
AAGGUGGCCUGGACCGGUAUUUUCGUUCUCCAAAACGCUAAGCGUUUUCCAGUCGCUCAGCGAAUAUGACGUCAUUUGCACUUGCUUUCGACGCACUUGCCAAUAUCUGGUAUUCCCGUUGCCCGAACGCUCAGCGUUUUUGAAAAGCGCUCGUCGCUUACAAAACGACUACCAAGUGGUCGGCGUUUUGCUUAUCGCUUUCGUGGUGAGUACGGUCACUGCUGUCAGAAUUCUUAUUUACAUCGUGAUUUUUGGUGUAAUUGAGGCUACUGUGGUCCUUAUAUUUAGAUAAUUAUAUCCAAAGUAUACCUAGUAAUGGCAUACCAGUUUGCUGGGGUUAAUUGAAUCCGGAUUAUUGAACAUGUGGAGAGGCAAAGAUUCUAUGCUGAUGAUCGGAUCGAAUUCUCUGACUUUAAUUUUGUGAAAUUAUAUCGUCUGCGAAAACAGGACAUGCAGAAUUUGGAAGAAAUGUUACAACCAUUUUUCCCAGUACAUCCUAGAUCGCACGCGAUAAGUAAUCGCAAGAUACUGCCUGGCUUGCGUUUCUUUGCAAGUGGAAGCUACCAGCUGGAUUUAGGCAGAAAUCAUACAGUAACUCUCAGCCAGUCAUGGAUUUCAAGAACACAUGAGGUGUUGGGAGCAUUCAACUUUUCAGAAAUAUUGAAUAGAUAUGUCCAUUUUCCAAACACAAUUCAAGAGUUAACCAGCACCAGAGAAAGAUUUUUCUCAAAGUACCAGGUACCUUGAAUUAUAGGCUGUAUUGAUUGCACUCACAUAGCUAUAGUGUCCGCGAUCGAAAAUGAACAUAUAUAUCAAUAGGAAACAUUACCAUUCACUCAAUGUACAGAUGGUAAGCUACCCUUACAUCCAUGGACGGAGGUAUUAAGAUGCACUGCCUCCCCAAGUUUCAUCGCCAUGCAUCAUGAAUGCAUGAAAUAAU